Messenger RNA from Psammomys obesus (fat sand rat), 485 nucleotides. RefSeq names its product cytosolic carboxypeptidase 1-like. The record is from RefSeq and is a predicted model, not a curated record. The annotation marks the transcript as partial. The transcript is spliced from 3 exons. Lineage: Eukaryota; Metazoa; Chordata; Mammalia; Rodentia; Muridae.
AAACAAAUGCCAGGAGAGCCGUAGACAGAGGAUAUGUUCAAGUACUUUUAACAAUUUAUGUAGAUUGGCACCGCCAUGAUAAUCGGCAUAGAAACAUGCUCAUUCGGAAGGGAAUUUUACAGAGCCUAAAAAGUGUCACAAACAUCAAGUUGGGAAGAAAAGCAUUUAUUGAUUCGAAUGGGAUGAAGAUUCUGUAUAACACUUCACAAGAAUGCUUGGCGGUCAGGGCCCUUGAUCCUCUUGUCAACACCUCUAGUCUGAUAAUGAGGAAAUGUUUCCCCAAAAACCGCCUGCCACUCCCAACCAUUAAAAGUUCUUUCCACUUCGAGUUGCCAGUUAUCCCCGUGACUGGACCUGUGGCCCAGCUCUACAGCUUACCCCCUGAAGUAGAUGACGUAGUAGAUGAAAGUGAUGACAACGAUGAUGUUGAUUUAGAAGCUGAAAAUGACGUUGAAAAUGAAGAUGACCUAGAUCAAAAUUUUAAG